CGAUCGGCCAGCUCCAGUCCACCUUCUAGCUAGCCACGACACAGCACCACCGUCGACGAUGGCCUCCCUCACCGUCUCGAAGGCGACACCGGCGGCGGCUGGCAACACCACCGCCAACAAGGAGCGGGAGGGCGCGGAGAUCGUCACCGGCGCGGAGGCGUGCUACGCGCACUCCAAGGAGAUGCUCAAGGGGCUGGGGUUCCCGGGCGGCGUGAUGCCGAUGCGCGGGCUGGAGGAGUGCGGGCUGGUGCGGGAGACCGGCUACGUGUGGAUGCGGCAGGAGAAGGGGAAGGCCUACGAGCACUACUUCCGCGGCACGGGCACCCGGGUGCGCUACGACGCCGAGGUGACGGCGUACGUGGAGGAAGGGCGCAUGAAGCGGAUGACCGGGGUCCGGAGCAAGCAGAUGCUGAUGUGGGUGCCCAUCGUCGAGAUGAGCCUCGUCGACGGCGGCGAGAGGGUCUACUUCAAGUCCAGCGUCGGCAUCGGCCGCUCCUUCCCCGCCGCCGCCUUCGCUGACGAGGACGAGGACGCCGCCGUCGACGAAAAAGCCGCGCCGGUGGCCGCGCCCGUGCCCGCGCCGGAGGCUGCUGACGCCAACGACGAAAAGUGA
Messenger RNA from Lolium rigidum, 613 nucleotides. RefSeq lists its product as uncharacterized. The coding region runs from base 59 to 613 and encodes 184 amino acids. Lineage: Eukaryota; Viridiplantae; Streptophyta; Magnoliopsida; Poales; Poaceae. The transcript has a single exon. The record is from RefSeq and is a predicted model, not a curated record.